GCGCCAUUGCUUAUCUUUAAAACAACACGUACUCUGCUGCUCCUCCUUAUACUCGACCAUUCUAGAGAGAGAAACUCUUUUUUCAUAAAUCUAGACAGAGAAACUCUUUUUUCGUACUUCAGAAACUGUUGCUUAGCAAUGGCGUCUCUUACCCCUCAAUGCCAAACCUCUCUCUUCCUCUCUAGGAAUCCUUCCUUCUCUCGCAUACAUGUUCAUGGAGGAAGUCUUCUGUCAUCUUUACCAAGCUCUAUCUUUUUUAAGAGAAGAGCAGGUAAAUCAUUUCUCCUUCAAAGGAGGAGCCCAUUGGUUCCCUGUAAAUGGACGUGCAUGGCUUCAGAGCAGCAACAGAGCGAUAGACAGAGAAAGCCCAGGAGGCGAAGCUCUCAAGCAGCAGACGCUGACAAAGGCAUCGACCCUGUCGGUUUCUUGACGAAGCAGGGUAUCUCUAACAAGGAUUUUUCUCAGUUUCUGCGAGAAAGGUAUAAAGCUUUGAAAGAUCGCAAGGUAGAGAUCUUUACAAGGCAUGCGAAUGUACCAGACAUGGUUUCCGGAUAUGAGAUUUUGGGUAUGCAUCGAAACAGGCAGCACCGUGUAGAUUUUAUGGAGUGGGCACCAGGUGCUCGCUAUUGCUCUCUUGUUGGUGAUUUCAAUGGUUGGUCUCCAACAGAAAACUGUGCUAGAGAAGGAUACUUUGGUCAUGAUGACUAUGGAUACUGGUUGAUCAUUUCAGAAGAUAAACUCCGGGAAGGGGAGCCCCCAGAUGAAUACUAUUUUCAAGAGUACAAUUAUGUAGAUGAUUAUGACAGUGGUGACAGUGGUGUCGACAUCAAAGAGUUGUUUAAAAAAAUGGAUGAUGAAUACUGGGAGCCUGGAGAGGACAGGUUCAUGAAAUCUCCAUUUGAAGUGGCUGCUAAGUUGUUUGAAGAAAUGUUUGGCCCUAAUGGUCCCCAGACCGAAGAAGAAUUAGGUGAAAUACCAGAUGCAUUAACCCGGUACAAUGCAUGGAAAGAGAGUCACAAAGAUGAGCCAGGGAACAACUUGCCUUCUUAUGAUGUCAUUGAUAAUGGCAAGGAAUAUGAUGUUUUUAGUGUUGUAGAUGAUCCGGUUUCGCGUGAGAAAUUCCGUUCUAAAAAACCUCCCCUUGCUUACUGGAAAGAAUUGCGAAAAGGAAGAAAAGCAUGGAUGAAGAAGUAUAGCCCUGCUAUCCCUCAUGGAAGCAAAUACAGGGUAUAUUUUAAUACUCCUAAUGGUCCAUUGGAGCGUAUCCCUGCUUGGGCUACAUAUGUGCUUCCAGACGUUGAUGGAAAACAAGCUUUUGCUGUACAUUGGGAGCCACCUCCUGAGGAUGUGUAUGUAUGGAAAAACGAGCGCCCCAAGACGCCAUCGUCACUUCGUAUAUAUGAGUGCCAUGUAGGAAUUAGUGGUUCUGAACCCAAAGUUAAUUCUUUCGCUGAGUUCUCCUCUAAGGUCCUUCCACACAUUAAAACUGCUGGUUAUAAUGCAAUUCAGCUAAUUGGGAUACCGGAGCACAAAGACUAUUCUUCUGUUGGUUAUAAGGUCACCAACAUGUUUGCCGUCAGCAGUCGAUUUGGAACUCCUGAAGAUUUCAAGCAUUUGGUGGACCAAGCACAUGGUCUGGGAUUGCUGGUUUUUUUGGACAUUGUUCAUUCAUAUGCAGCGCCUGAUGAGAUGGUUGGUUUAGCUCUCUUUGAUGGAUCAAAUGACUGCUACUUUCAUACUGGUAAACGAGGAUACCACAAACACUGGGGUACAAGAAUGUUUAAGUAUGGGGAUCUCGAUGUGCUGCAUUAUCUUCUCUCAAACCUGAACUGGUGGGUCGAGGAAUAUAAAGUUGAUGGUUUCCAGUUCCACUCACUCUCUUCAAUGAUAUAUACACACAAUGGCUUUGCUUCUUUCACCGGGGAUAUAGAAGAGUAUGGCAACCAGUAUGUUGAUAAGGAUGCUCUUAUAUAUCUUAUUUUGGCAAAUGAUAUGUUACAUGAGCUCCAUCCGCAUAUAAUAACAAUUGCGGAAGACGCUACAUUCUACCCUGGACUAUGUGAGCCAACUACUCAAGGUGGAUUGGGAUUUGAUUACUAUGCCAAUACGACAAUAUCAGAAAUGUGGUCUUGGUUGGUAGAGAAUGUCCCUGAGUGCGAAUGGAGUAUGCACAAGAUUGUUGAGACUAUGACUAGCUCCAACCAGAAAAUGGAGAAAAUGGUCUCAUAUUCUGAGAACCACAACCAGUCCAUAUCUGGAGGAAGGUCCUUCGCUGAAAUAUUGAUUGGAAAAACUGGAAAAUAUUUCUCGGAGGAUUCAAUUUCAAAGGGUGCAUCCUUAUUCAAAAUGAUCAAGUUAAUUACAUUUACCAUUGGAGGGCGCGGUUACGUUAACUUCAUGGGCAAUGAAUUUGGGCACCCUAAUAGGGUUGAGUUCCCUUUGCCAAGCAACAACUUUUCCUUUGCAUCAGCAAACCGUCAGUGGGAUUUGUUAACUGUCAAUGGAAUACAUAAUGAACUUUUCUCGUUUAAUAAGGAUGUGAUGACGUUGGAUGAAACUGAAAGAAUUCUCAUGAGGGGUCCAGCAAAUGUUCACCAUGUAAAUGAUUCUAAUAUGGUCAUUUCUUACAUACGUGGACCUAUUCUCUUCAUCUUUAACUUUCAUCCUGAGAAUAGUUAUGAAAGAUAUGGCAUUGGUGUUGAGGAAGCUGGGGAGUACCAGAUGAUACUGGAUACUGAUGAGGUCAAUUAUGGUGGACUUGGUAUUCUCAAAGCAGAUCAGAAGGUUCAAAGAUCCAUUCCCAGAAGAGUUGAUGGCCUCCGGAAUUGUCUUGAGGUACCAGUGCCAAAGCAAAGUGCUCAGGUGUAUAAAUUAACUCGGAUUUUACGCAUAUGAUAGCAAUUGCUUGGACUUUCUGCUAUGGGGCCUUUGGCAUCAUUUACCUGCGAGAUGAAUGCAGCCCUUGUUUAGUUCCCGAGGCCCUUGUUCUAUUUGCUCCUGUCUAUUCCGAUAUGCAACACAUAUGAGAGAGACACCAUCCUAAAUGAGCAACAAAGAAGCCCAAGUUUUCAGGAAAAAUGAUUCCUUGGCGGUAUUGCAUAUGUUCAGGAAUAAGAGGUAAGAGGAAAGCCACGAAUCGGAACAAGUGGAAGGAAGUGAUUUCCUCAAGACCUUGUAUUGUAGACUUCAAAUUAUUUUCACUCAAAUCUACCAAGAUUAGUUUCUUGGGUGGCUGCAAUCAUGAUCUCUCUCUCUCUCUCUCUCUCUCUCUCUCUCUCUCUCGUAUUACAUGUAGACUGACAAGAUAUUUGUCUUGGACCAUUUUGGGUGCGUUGAGCCUUUCUGGUCUUUGUUAUAUAGAAGCUUUCUUGUGGGCCUUUUUGGAUGCCUUGAGCCUCUGACCUUUGUUAUAUAAAAGCUUUCUUAUGGACCUUUU
Messenger RNA from Amborella trichopoda, 3436 nucleotides. RefSeq names its product Alpha amylase family protein. Gene Ontology annotation, biological process: glycogen biosynthetic process. The record is from RefSeq and is a predicted model, not a curated record. Gene Ontology annotation, cellular component: cytoplasm. NCBI's taxonomy places the organism in Eukaryota, Viridiplantae, Streptophyta, Magnoliopsida, Amborellales, Amborellaceae. Gene Ontology annotation, molecular function: cation binding; 1,4-alpha-glucan branching enzyme activity; hydrolase activity, hydrolyzing O-glycosyl compounds.